Messenger RNA from Cryptotermes secundus, 4127 nucleotides. It is a transcript of the gene fw, whose product is annotated as CUB and sushi domain-containing protein 3. The coding region runs from base 187 to 3537 and encodes 1116 amino acids. NCBI's taxonomy places the organism in Eukaryota, Metazoa, Arthropoda, Insecta, Blattodea, Kalotermitidae. The record is from RefSeq and is a predicted model, not a curated record. The transcript is spliced from 20 exons.
AAGAAUUGCCUGACGUAGAGGUCACGUGACCAGCUCUUGUGGUCCGGUUUUCACCUCUUGUCCGUCUUAGCAUCAGUGUUACUCAGAAGAACGUGUUGGGAGGUUUCUGUGGUAAAGGCGGAUAGAUGGCAGAGUGACGAGUGGGAAGCACAGUGGUGUUAUAAAUGGUGCAGACAGUUUGUGGCGAUGGUGUUUGUGCCUAAAUUGUUCGCGGUGUGUCCCACAUUGGUGUUCGUGUUAUUCGCUUCCUGCGGCAGCAUCACUGGAGAAGUUGUGAGAUGCGGACAUCCGGCGGUGCCCGUGAACGCCCGCGUGUCCCUGACGAACCCAGACCUGGCAUCAGGCACUGCAGCCAUCUACACAUGCGACGAGGGCUACGAGUUGUUCGGCACCCCGACCGUGGUCUGUUCGUCUGGCGGUAGCUGGCAGGGGGACCUCCCGUACUGCGGAACGAAUGUAGCCUUCCGGAAGCCUGCGAACCAGUCCACGACAGUGCGAGGUGGCCCCGCGACCAAUGGCAACGACGGAGAGCUCACGACGGUGCACGACGGGAAGAGGUGCACGGAAACCAUGAAGGAGGCGUCCCCAUGGUGGAUGGUGGACCUGCUACGGCCCUACCCCGUUGGCGUGGUUCGGGUUACCACGCGUGGAUGUUGCGGCCACCAGCCACUGAAGGACAUAGAGAUCCGGGUGGGAAACAGCAGCACAGACCUUCAAAGGAACCCGUUGUGUGCCUGGUUCCCUGGAACGAUAGAGGAAGGCGUCACCAAGACGUUCACGUGUGCGCGAACGCUAAUAGGUCAGCACGUGUUCCUGCAGCUGGUAGGGGUGGAAGGCUCCCUAUCCGUCUGCGAAGUGGAGGUGUUCACUACUGACGAGUUCUCGAACGACCGCUGCGUGCCCUCUGGCGCUGCCGACGACGUGCAAUUAGCAGCGUUUGACCGAACUUGUUAUGAGUUCAGCGUGGGCCGCGGAGGUUCUUUCGAGGAGGCGAGAAGCCACUGCAAGAAGCACGGGGGCGAUCUAGUGCACGGUCUGCAUGGGGCCACAUCCAGCUUCCUAUUGGCGGAGCUGGAGCGACGCAAACCUAACCUCAAAACGCAGCUGGUGUGGAUCGGAGCGCAGCGAGAGCCGGGGUUCACAUCCCGGACGUGGAGAUGGGUUGACGGGGAGGUGGUGGGGAGGCCGGCGUGGGGCAAGGACCAGCCGAACAAUUACAACGGAGAACAGAACUGCGUCGUGCUGGAUGGAGGGCGCAACUGGCUCUGGAAUGACGUUGGCUGCAACCUGGAUUACCUCCACUGGAUAUGCCAGCACACGCCCUCCUCGUGCGGCAGCCCCGACAAGCUAGUCAACACCACCAUCUCUGGUUCCAACUUCAGCGUGGGGGCCACAAUUGGCUACCACUGCCCCGAGGGGCACAUGCUCGUCGGAGAGGCAAACCGCAGCUGUACCGAGAAUGGUUCCUGGUCAGGCCGCGCGCCCACUUGCAAAUAUGUGGACUGUGGGCCCUUACCUGGUCUCGAACAUGGAUACGUGAACCUGGAGGACAGGAGAACAACGCAUGGUGCUUCAGCUGAGUACACCUGCCAUGAAAACUACACUCUGAUUGGACGGGAGAGACGGACAUGUCAGGAUGACGGACAGUGGAGCGACGACCAGCCAGAGUGUCUCUUUGACUGGUGUCCGGACCCACCAACAGUGUAUGGGGGUUCAGUGAAAUCUUCUGGACGCCGUGCGGGUUCCACUGCCACUUACACCUGUCAAAAUGGCUACAUAAUGUCGGGACAGCCGGUUCUCUCAUGUGGUCUUGGAGGAGAGUGGUCAGGCAAGGCCCCAGCAUGUAAAUACAUUGACUGUGGUGUGCCUCCCAACAUUGACAGUGGUCGAUAUGAACUCCUGAACACAACAACAACAUAUGGAAGCUUUGUCGAGUACUCUUGUCAGGAGGAUUACUGGUUGGAUGGCACAGAGAAGCAAAUGUGUACCCGGGAGGGCAAGUGGUCAGCUGACACUCCAGCAUGUGUCUUGAUCACCUGUAUAGAACCAGAGCUGCCAGCUGGGAGUUACGUUGUAGGGUAUGAUUUCAACAUACACUCAACAAUUGAAUAUCACUGUGAGGCGGGUUAUAUUUUACGGGGUGUGGCAGUACACGAAUGCACUAUGCAGGGCGAGUGGUCUGGGGAAACGCCCACCUGUGAAUAUGUGGACUGUGGCAAGGUAACUCAGCUGCUAUAUGGCUCUGUUACUUACACGAAUGGUACCACAUAUCUCGGCAGUACAGUGACAUACAGCUGUGUCAAAAACUACCGGCUUGUGGGUGUUGCUUCCAGGCGGUGUCUAGAGAAUGGACAGUGGAGUGAUGAGUCUCCUAGAUGUGAGGAGAUCAGAUGCCCGGAGCCUGUCCUGGCAGAGCACAGUAUACUGUCUGUGACGGGCAAUGACCGGGUGUAUGGGCGUACACUGAUCCGAACAGCAGAUUCUGGAAUGUCACUUACUACAUACAAGAUAGGGUCACUGGUGAAGUAUCGCUGUGAGAGAGGUUACAAGGUGGUUGGGGAGCCACUCAGUACCUGCGAGGACUCAGGAAAAUGGAGUGGUGACGUGCCCCAGUGUGUCUAUGUGGACUGCAGAGAACCCGAGAGGCUAGCACAUGGCAAGUAUGCACUUGCAUCCAAUGCUACAUAUUAUGGAGCAGCUGUCCUCUAUGAAUGUGAUGCCAACUAUGAACUAGAUGGACAUGGAAGACGACUCUGCCUUGAAAAUGGUACCUGGUCAUCCGAAACACCACAGUGCAAGGAGGUUCUGUGUGGAUACCCUGAAAAAGAUGAUGAUAUGGCAGUGCAAGUGAUGACCCGAAGCAUUGGAGGAAUUGCUAAGUACUCAUGUCCUCGAGGACAGUACAUGGUGGGCAACUCAACGAGAAUCUGUCUGAAGAAGGGCACUUGGAGUGGGUUAAUGCCUGUAUGCAAAUAUGUGGACUGCAAACAUCCAGGGCCAAUAGAAAAUGGCCGUGUGAUUGUGAUGAACCAGACCACAACAUACAACAGUGCUGUGGAGUACCACUGUGUGCCCCAUUAUGAGCGCAUAGGGCCAUACUUGAGAAAAUGCAUGGAGGAUGGCACAUGGUCUGGAGAGGAACCUCGGUGUGAAAUGACUACAGGUGAGGAAAAUGAGCCACAGAACCUGGGGCUGUCAAUUGGUAUUGGAGCUGGUGUGAUUCUGUUCCUGCUUGUUGUCGUGGGACUGAUCUACUUGAGACUACGAAAAGCAACGCCAGUAAAGAACACAGAAAAUGUUGAAGGUGCAGUACGAAAAGAGGACCAGAAUGCAGCUGUGAUGUCCUACGCAACACUAAAUGAUGGCAAUGCUUACGGUAUGCCAAACCAUACCAAUAUUUAUGAAAAUAUUCAUGAAGACAACAUGUAUGAUGCACCUUAUGAAGAAACAUCACAUCGUCACCACUAUGAACCCACACCGAUCAGUAGGGGGACAAUGAGACCAAUGGUCACAAUAAACGGAGUGGCAGUUCGUUGAGUGUAGACUGUGACUAUUAAUCAACUUAUCACAAGUGAUUCUGAAAUCAACUACAAAAACUAAUGAAUUUAUUUAUAUGUUAAAACUGAGCAGGAAAAUAGUUGAUGCUCAUUUAAACUGUAUAUAUGAGAUGUGCAAGACCACAGUUUUUAUAACAGUUUGCCAUCUUAGAAAAUAUAUAGAGUUCUACUUUUGUAAGUUGUUUGUAUUUUCCAAAGCAAAUGGACAUUUCUUUCUAUAUAAUAACUUUGUUGAUGCUGGCAUGUAGCAUUGUAAGCGAUUAUCAAAAUUAGAGAGGAAUCAAACAUUCUGCCUCCUUCUUCAGGGUAUUUUUGGAUGGAGGAAUUAUGUUCCCCUGAAACAGUGGUAACCACCUACAAGACUACACAACAUCAAACCCAGAAGACAACAAUAUAAAUUCUCACCACCAAGAAAAUCUCAAAUCUCAUAGCCAGACACUGUUACCCAACUGUAGCUCAGAGAUCAGAUCCAUGAAUGAAUGAAUGAAUGUACGUAUGAAUAUUAUGUAGAAACACUUUGUAUAAUAGCUGCUUGUUUGUGUGUGAAUAAAGAUGAUUUGUUAUCUUGCA